Pyricularia grisea is the source of this 444-nucleotide messenger RNA. RefSeq lists its product as uncharacterized. The record is from RefSeq and is a predicted model, not a curated record. Lineage: Eukaryota; Fungi; Ascomycota; Sordariomycetes; Magnaporthales; Pyriculariaceae. The coding region runs from base 1 to 444 and encodes 147 amino acids. The transcript has a single exon.
AUGCGUCCCAUCUACAUCAUCUCCCUACUGGCAGCUGGGCUUCAAUCACCUCUAGCAUCCGCCAGUGACGCUCACCGGAACCGUCAAGGGCAGGGCAAUGCCAUACAAGCCCGGCAAGCGACAGCCACAGACCCGUGGGCUGGCCACUCCAAGCGUGGCCGCGAUGAUGGGGCAGCCGGCGGUGCGCAGAUUCGGCUUGUUACAAGAGGCACCACGGGAAGCAAGCAACGAGGGAGGUCCCGGAGCCCCUCGCCGCCGCCGCCGCGGCCUCCGUCUCCACCUCCCCGGCUGACUGCCAGGUACUGCACUCUCUGUGCCAACAGCUACAUCUACACGCUUUGUGCGCAGGGGGAGACUUUUCACAGAGAUAAGGCGUAUCAUCCAAGCCCGGGAUUCUGCGAUGAUUUGCCAAGUGAUGCUGGGACAGGGUGGAGACCUUGGUAA